This is a messenger RNA of Triticum dicoccoides, 1005 nucleotides long. RefSeq names its product NAC domain-containing protein 71-like. The transcript has a single exon. Bases 1 to 1005 code for a protein of 334 amino acids. The record is from RefSeq and is a predicted model, not a curated record. Gene Ontology annotation, biological process: regulation of DNA-templated transcription. Lineage: Eukaryota; Viridiplantae; Streptophyta; Magnoliopsida; Poales; Poaceae. Gene Ontology annotation, molecular function: DNA binding.
AUGGCUCUGCCGGCCCGCGACGACUACGAGUACCUAACCCCAGCGCUGGCGCUGCCUCCGGGCGUCUACUUCAACCCGACGAACGAGGAGAUCGUGCGCACCUACCUCAACGGGUGGAUCGCCGGGCACGACACGUCGGGCGCAGAGGCGGCCGUCGUCAUCGAGGACGACGUCUACGGCGACACACCCGACGUGCUGGCGCGCAGGCACCUGCCGGCCAGCACCCGCGACUCCGACCCCAGCUGGUGGUUCCGCUGCCACUGCAAGGUGCAGGCCACGCGCGGCGGCGCCGCCCACCGGGGCGACCGCAGAGUCGCCACGGGAGGCUUCUGGAAGCUGGAGCAGACCACGAAGGAGGUGAGAUGCGAGGCGGACGGCGAGCACCUGGGGUUCAAGCGCAGCUUCGGGUUCUACGUCGAGCACGAGGGCGAGAAGGAGAAGACGCGGUGGCUCAUGGAGGAGUACACCAACGUCGACUCGCCGGACGAAGGCACCGUCCGCAACGACGGCAAGAACGUCCUGCCCGCGCUCUACAGGAUAUACCUCACCCCACGCGAUCCCGGCAAGAAGAAGAGGAAGCAGAGUGGCAGAGAUGUUGGGGACGACUACGACGACGUCGACGGUGGGCCUGUGAAGGCUGCCCGCGUGAAGGUUCCGAACGCUUACUUACACGCCAUCGCGGCGUUGCUGUCGCCGUCGAGCGUUCGUGGUGCCGGCCAGGAGGAGCCGCAGGGCGGCGUUGAAGCGCCGCCGCCACCUUCGGGCGUUUUCAGUGAGUACCGAGGUGAGGCCGCGUCGUCGGAUGAUGAUGAUCACGGCAUGACAAUGAACGAGAAUCUCCUCGAGGAGGCGCAGGGCAGCACCGGCGGCGACGACUCCCCUGAGAUGCGUGUUCUCGUUACGAUGAACGACGGCGGCAUCCCGGCGUGGGAGAUGGGCAUGGGUGGAGGAUACGUUUUCGCCGACACGUCUUGGAUCGACGAACACUACCAGAGCACGGAGUGA